AUGAAGCAAUACGAGUCGCGAGCGAGGAAGAUUGCUCAGGACAGGCUGUUCAAGGAAGGAACAAGGCAUCCCUGGAUGCAGGAUGCCAGCAUUAACGACAAGGCCCCCGAGGUCAGCUCCAGAGUCCAAAUAUUCGAGUUCAAGGGCGACCACAAAGACAAAACCAAAUGGCCUGAGAGUUACGACGGCGCUCUCGAUCUAAUCCAGUUCUGGGAAGAUAACGACCAUUCGGAGGUCGUUGGAACAGAAAAUCGACGCCUCUUCAUCGUGGAGAACAUGGAUCCUCUGGUUCUAGAGCUCCUGGGUGUGAAGUUGAACAUACCGCCUGAAGUCUUUCUCGCCCAUUGUGACCCGUUUGUCAACCUCGGCGUUCUGGAUAAUCAGUGGGAAAUGAAAAGCCCAUCCACAUACUGGAGGGUUGCAGUGCCGCAGAUGCGUAGGAUUGCAAGUGGAGAAAUUCGGCCACCCGCAGGGCAUUACUAUAUUGAAUCUGGGCGCGUCGACCGUCUUGAGAUAGAAAUCACAGACACGACCCACUGGGUGACCUUCUUUGGCCAGGUCUCCUGUUGGGCCACUCGUUACGGAGAGGGGAAUAGAUCAUGGACAGCUGUGCUACUUGUGGAUCCCCACGAAAUUUGGCUUCGUCACCAGGAAACCUACAAACGAAGUCGUCUUGAUGAUUACUUUCCCAACCGGCGAACCUACGCCGAAGCUAGUAUUGAUCGAGAAAGUGGCUCAUAUUCACAUCCAUACGAAAGAUCUCUAUAUGAUGCCAUUGUUGGAGCCCAUUCUUCUUCUGGUGAGCGCACAGGUUCACUGGGUCCGGCCACUGAAGAUCCAUUCUCAGCCACCACAUUCUCUCGCAGACUCAUCCACGCUGCUUGGGCGGAUUUCCUUUGGAGGGAAGACUUUGACUUCCGUGACCUUGUCCUGGACGACGAGAUUACCCACCAUCUGUGCCAAGGAAAUAACGCUCUCAAGCCUUUGGAAAGCGGCGUGGAUGCUCGGACAGUUGAGAAGUACCAGCGACUGAUAGAGAUCAGAAAUGACGUGAAACGCUGGAAGUGGCACAUGAAUAGUAUCAUGUGGUCUUUUGGCGCUAGAGUUUCUACUUACAGCGGGAUAGUGGACAAAGAUCAUGGACUAUGGGAAAAGCUGGAAGAAAAGCUGACAAGGAUGGAAGCCGAAAUUGCCGAGCACAUGGACAUGUUUUCACAGCGUGCGACCAUGGAAGAAUCGUUUGCUGCAAAGCAGCAGGCGAGGAGUGCAGGCCAGCUCACUAUCAUUGCUACAAUCGUAGUGCCCUGCACAUUUGUUGCGUCGGUUCUUUCUAUGGGAGGAGAGUUUGCUGCAGGCCAACCUUUAUUCGGUGUCUACUGGGCCAUCACCAUUCCGGCAACCCUUGUGUUACUUGUAUGGGUUCUUUACGAAAGUAACGAGACACGCCCGAAGUUUCAGCAACUUAAGGGGCAACUCAAAUGUUUGCGCCUUAGAAGGACAAGAGCUUCUCCAGCCGACGUGGAUGAAGAGCAAGGACGGAAACAACAAUAG
Messenger RNA from Cryphonectria parasitica EP155, 1551 nucleotides. RefSeq lists its product as uncharacterized. Lineage: Eukaryota; Fungi; Ascomycota; Sordariomycetes; Diaporthales; Cryphonectriaceae. The transcript is spliced from 3 exons. The record is from RefSeq and is a predicted model, not a curated record. The coding region runs from base 1 to 1551 and encodes 516 amino acids.